AUGGCCAUUACCUCAUUGGUAGAAGAAGAAGAAGAAGAAGAAGAAGAAGAAGAAGAAGAAGAAGAAGAAGAAGAAGAAGAAGAAGAAGAAGAUUACGCCCUUCUAAGCAGAGGAACGGCCACUGCUCCGAGGACGAAGAAGAAGGAGCAGAGGAAGAAGAAGAAGAAGGUCUCCGUGUCCUCCGUGCCGUCCUUGUUCUGCGCUAUCGGUGCCUCGCGAGGUGUGAAGAAACGAACCAGAAUGAAGGGCAUCCUGAGGAAGUCGUCCAAGGGAUACCCAAAGCGGCGACUUUCCUUUGCCGCAGACGUCGUUGAAGGAACGGACGAUGACAAACAACAACUGCAAGACCGUAGCCGCGUUCUCAGCUCCAUCAAGUCAAUCGGUCCCGACCCUGAGCUUGCUCCGCCCGAAGCCGACAUUGUACCCUUCUUCAGUAUGUCUCCCCUGGUGGCUCCUGACGCACAACCGCUUGACCAAAAUGCCGUCCAAACGAGCAGGCUGGUGGCGAUGCGGGAUUCGGGCGAUCCGUUUUACGGUUUCCUCUACGAUGUGUGCUUCCAGGGAGGGAAGCCCACGCCCUUGAUGGUGUGCGGCUGCUUCGUGCUCGUCCUAAUCAUCUUCGCCUUCUUCAUUAACUUAAUGUCGGGCGACACCGAAGUGACCCUCAUGGGGAUGAGACCAACGACGGAGCCCAGCCUUAACGGGACAGAGAAAACUGAGGGUCUGGUGUGGGACCCACAGCCCGAUUUUGAAGCUGGUGCGCUGGACCCAAAUAGUCCGAAUACACCACGUAACUACGAGGGUGCUACUGACUCUACAGCGUGAUCACGAGCACGGCGGAAUGCACUAUCCAAUAAUGGCCUAUGAUUGAUCAAUGAAACUACCCUUAACAAGAAACCGAAGUGUUGCAGCAAGCAAUAAAUGAUCUUAGUGUGA
Ornithodoros turicata is the source of this 936-nucleotide messenger RNA. RefSeq lists its product as uncharacterized. Bases 1 to 825 code for a protein of 274 amino acids. NCBI's taxonomy places the organism in Eukaryota, Metazoa, Arthropoda, Arachnida, Ixodida, Argasidae. The transcript has 4 exons. The record is from RefSeq and is a predicted model, not a curated record.